Messenger RNA from Bufo gargarizans (Asiatic toad), 1730 nucleotides. RefSeq lists its product as uncharacterized. The record is from RefSeq and is a predicted model, not a curated record. Lineage: Eukaryota; Metazoa; Chordata; Amphibia; Anura; Bufonidae. The transcript has 2 exons. Bases 108 to 1655 code for a protein of 515 amino acids.
GUUUUGCUGCCCCCAGGUAUGGGGGUCGUUUUCUUCCAGUCUCAGACGAAACAAGGGAGCUGGUCACAGCUGAGGACACCUGCUAACGACUUUGAACAGGUUCCAUCAUGCUGCUUACAGUGAGCCCACUAGAAAAUCCAGGGCCUCCUUCCCCUGUUCCUCCACCAACUCCCCCAAAGCCACGUAAAGACAAUGCAAAGUUUCAGCGCCUUCUACGGAAAGCUGCCAAAAGAAGUGGCGUGCAAGCUUCUCCGACACUGACCACUAAAUCCUUUCGCUCAACUCUCUCUCCGGUCAAUGAAGCUGAUUUGGAAAGUAUAGAAUCAUUAGCAUCCCAGAAAAAUAAAAAACCUCCUUCCAUUAACUUGCCCCCAAGAUUUCAGUUCAAGGCAGUAACGCAUCGAGUGCCUUCUCCUUACCCCAAACAGAAGUUCACCUUCACUGUAAUUGAGCAACAAAGUCUCAGUCAAUAUCUAAGUCCUAGCCCAGUUCCUGAUUCAUCAUCACCUUUUAGAUCCAGCUCACCCAAUAUCCUGUAUCCUCAAGGAGGUAACACCACUGAUCGUUUAUCGCCAAGGCUCAUUGCUAAAAGUAGUUUGAGACCGUGCACGCCACAAGCCACAGAAACAUUUCAAAAACAACCCCUUGAGCCUCACCGUCAGAUUUUAACUCCCCCUGCUAUAACUGUAUGUGAGACAAAUGGAGACGAUGCAGGACCUCUUUCCCCUAAAAUAGACAAGUCUACGCAUCAGACACAAAUAAAUGGAUUUUCCACAUCAAAAUGUGAGGACACAGAAUUAUCAAAGGGUUCCAGAUCUUUACCUGAUCAGCAGGUGUCCACAUACAAACCCAAAGCUUGUAGUCCUAGUUCAGAAAAUGAAUCAAUAAAGCCAGUAUCUACAUCAACAACUUCAGAGAUUUCACACUCUAGGUCUACUCAUGGUUCCAGGACAUCAUCUGUGAGUCAGACCUUAACUGCCAUCACAGUUUGUCAUGAUGGACCGUCAAAAGUCACUGUUAAAGCUGUUCCAGUUGAAGUCAAGAUUUCUUCAAAAACAACUGGAACUACCCGUGUAACCUCAAGUACAGGCAACUUAACGAAUUCAGAAAUUGUUCCCAAGUCAGAGGACCUAACCAUCUUGAAACUACCUGAGAAACCUAAGCCUCCUAGAAAGAAGCCUGGUGGAGGAUGGGCAAGGCUUGUCAAGCACCUUGUGGUGGAGCCAGAAGAGCCAAAAUUUCCUGAAUUACAAAAAGCAGGGGACAAAACUGAGAAAUCAGUAGAGGAGGUGAAGGACAGUACUGCAGGGACUCAACAGAGCAAAGCAAAUCGCGCUAACAAGAUGUGGGAUGCUUUACUCUACCACAUGGCAACAGCAAAUAAGGGGCAAGAGAAGCCUGGGUCAAGUGCUCCCCCACCACUUCCUUUUUUCCGCUCUCGUUUGCCCCUUCUCCUGCACCGGCCUCGUUUUGAUGCCAGAAAGCUAAAAGAAGCAGCAUCACGGCCCCUGCGCAGUGUGACCGCUUUCUUCCACAGGAGAGUUGCUGACAAAGGAACACCAAGUACUUUCAACAGGACUGCGUCAGGGUGGAGCAUUAAUGGGGAGGAUGCUAAGCAGGAGAAGCAAGCAAUCGAUGUUGAUAUGAAACAUUGAGGGAAGAUGGCCCUUAAACCUACUCCAGACCAUCUGCAUGCACAAUGCCCUCUACAUAAAUAAUAUGCUACCUAA